Prorocentrum cordatum is the source of this 264-nucleotide messenger RNA. NCBI's taxonomy places the organism in Eukaryota, Dinophyceae, Prorocentrales, Prorocentraceae. The record is from the annotation of a GenBank genome assembly.
GAUCAGUACCUCAAGAAAGUGUUCAGGGUUGAUCGUGAGUACGUCGGCGGUGAGGCUCUCUUCGGGGAAGUGGGCCACUGCAUGUACGCUCACCACGAGGAUCAGGAGAUCAGCAUCUUAGACGAUCAGAUGACUAACAGGCGCGUCCCAGUCAGCGCGGUCGUUGAGGCGAAUGAGACGUUGCCUAAGCCGAAAGCACUUCUGACGCGAAAGCACGUGAGCAAGAAGAUGAACUAUCAGAUGCUUGGCAGACUCGGCAUCACG